Molecule: messenger RNA, 1296 nt
Organism: Gilbertella persicaria
Lineage: Eukaryota; Fungi; Mucoromycota; Mucoromycetes; Mucorales; Choanephoraceae
Product: MAP kinase
Exons: 10
Coding region: 1-1296 (431 amino acids)
Biological process (GO): protein phosphorylation; intracellular signal transduction
Cellular component (GO): cytoplasm; nucleus
Molecular function (GO): ATP binding; MAP kinase activity
Source: RefSeq, a predicted model, not a curated record
AUGCCUGGUUAUCAAUCAUUUCCUGUAUUGAAUCAACAGUUUAUUGUGGAUAAGAAGUUUCAGUUUAUUCGAGAAAUGGGUCAAGGUGCCUAUGGUGUUGUUUGUGCUGCCAAAGAUACUGAGACCAAUGAACAAGUGGCUAUUAAGAAAGUAUGUCGUAUUUUCGAAAAGACUAUUUUAGCCAAACGUGCUUUACGUGAAGUCAAGCUAUUGAAGCAUUUUAAUGGCCAUGAAAAUAUUACUUCUAUUAUUGACAUGGAUAUUGUGAAUCUACAAGACUUUAAUGAGAUUUAUUUGGUUCAAGAAUUGAUGGAAGCCGAUCUUCAUCAGAUUAUUCGAUCAGGUCAACCCUUAACAGAUGCUCAUUUUCAAUAUUUUGUUUAUCAGAUCUGUAGAGGACUCAAGUAUAUUCACAGUGCCAAUGUAUUGCACAGAGAUUUGAAACCUGGUAAUCUGUUGGUCAAUGCUGAUUGUGAACUCAAGAUUUGUGAUUUUGGUUUGGCCCGUGGUUAUUCUUCUUCACCUGAGGGAAAUGUAGGAUUCAUGACAGAAUAUGUGGCUACCCGUUGGUACAGAGCACCUGAAAUUAUGUUGAGUUUCCAGAAAUAUACCAAAGCCAUUGAUAUGUGGUCUGUUGGUUGUAUUUUUGCUGAAAUGCUUGGUGGCAGACCCCUUUUUAAGGGUCGUGAUUGCUUAGAUGUUGAUCAAUUGAAUCAAAUCCUUGGUAUUCUUGGUACACCUGAUGAAGAAACCUUGUGUCGUGUUGGCAGUGAGAGAGCUCAAGUCUAUAUUCGUAGUUUGACAAGAAUGCCCAAGAUUCCCUUUCAAAAUCUUUACCCAAGAGCCACUCCUUUAGCCAUUGAUCUCCUGACCAAAUUGCUUACCUUUGAUCCUGCCAAGCGAAUUACGGUUGAAGAAGCCCUGGCUCAUCCUUACCUUGCUGCUUAUCAUGAUGAAGAUGAUGAGCCUACGCAUACCCAAACAUUUGAUUUCUCAUUUGAAGUGGUUGAGUCCAUGGAAGAUAUGCGCAAAAUGAUUGCACAAGAAGUCAUGACAUUCAAAGCACAGAAACAAGGAUUGCAAUUGAAUACUGGAUCUAGCUUAAAGAGAAAAGAAAGUCUAAGUGCUAAUGACCGUGAAGCACUUGAACGAUCUAAAGAAGUAGCCAAGACAAGACAGAAUGAUCAUAGGAAUUCAUCCUCAAUAGCUGCUACUGCUGCACCUAUAACACAAAACAGUGAUGAUAUUGGCAUGGAUGUGGAUGCUCUUGAAAGAGAAUUAGGAGGCGGCAUUUAA